Messenger RNA from Vitrella brassicaformis, 610 nucleotides. The record is from the annotation of a GenBank genome assembly. Lineage: Eukaryota; Vitrellaceae.
CACGUCGUCCAUCUUCUCGCAGUCAAGCCUGGCGCUCUUGACUCCCAGCUCAAAGCUCAUUUUCUUAAGAGCAGAACCAUCUUUGAGGACGCAACGGCCGUCGAUGUAAAACGACAAUGCUUGGCAUUUGGGUGUCGUGGCACAUUGGUGAUGACACUCAGCGAAAGAAGAAACAAGCCUGAGGAGAAGAAGAAACGACGACGGAUGGAGGGAGGUGGAGGCCUACUUAAGGCGCACACCCUGCUUCCGCGACGUCGUUUGCUUCGCCUUCACCGAUGACCACGUCACUCAACACCCUGCACUGGUACAUAUCUGAAUGACGACACACCAGAUAUGCAAAGGACAGAUAGCCCCCUUCCUCUGGAGUCUGCUCACGUGGGCAGUUUGUCCCGCGCAAAAAAAAGCCUGCCUCACACAGCUCACAAACCUCUCGUCCGUUGGCCGCCUUCCCACACUUCUCGCAGUGCUUCUGCUUCGUUGAGCAUCGCCCUUCUUCCAGCACUCUGUCUGUAAUGGGGCGGGCCCGAAUGUUGUCUGAAGCCGCCAGCGCUGCUACUGCCAGCAUCAGAAGGGUUGGUCGGAACGCCAUGGAGCAAAGCGUGUAUGACAU